This is a messenger RNA of Capsella rubella, 1355 nucleotides long. RefSeq names its product pectinesterase PPME1. The record is from RefSeq and is a predicted model, not a curated record. Gene Ontology annotation, biological process: cell wall modification. Lineage: Eukaryota; Viridiplantae; Streptophyta; Magnoliopsida; Brassicales; Brassicaceae. Gene Ontology annotation, molecular function: pectinesterase activity. Bases 75 to 1160 code for a protein of 361 amino acids. The transcript has 5 exons.
AAAAAAAGGAAAAAAAAAAACUAAAAAAAACUUUUUUUUUUUAAUAAAACAAAAUAAAAAAUAAAAAUAAAAAAAUGGGAUACACAAAUGUGUCCAUUUUAUUAGGCCUGUUGGUGGUCUUUGUUUCACCAGUGGUGUUCGCAGAUGAUGUGACACCAAUCCCAGAGACCAAACCCCAAGUGGAGCAGUGGUUCAAGACCAACGUUGCUCCAUUGGCUCAACGUAAAGGCUUAGAUCCAGCCCUCGUGGCUGCUGAGGCUGCACCACGUACCAUCACCGUGAAUCCAAAGGGAGGUGAAUUCAAAACACUAACAGACGCCCUAAAGAGCGUUCCUGCAGGGAACACAAAGCGGGUGAUCAUAAAGAUGGCUCCUGGUGAGUACAGAGAGAAGGUCACUAUCGACAAGAACAAACCCUUCAUCACAUUGAUGGGACAACCCAAUGCCAUGCCCGUUAUCUCCUUCGACGGUACUGCCGCCAAGUAUGGAACCGUCGAUAGUGCCUCUCUCAUUAUCUUAUCCGACUAUUUCAUGGCCGUCAACAUCGUCGUUAAGAAUACUGCCCCGGCGCCAGAUGGUAAAACAAAGGGAGCACAAGCCUUAUCUAUGAGAAUCUCCGGAAACAUGGCUGCCUUCUACAACUGCAAAUUCUAUGGUUUCCAAGACACAGUCUGUGACGAUACCGGAAACCAUUUCUUCAAGGACUGCUACGUCGAAGGAACAUUCGAUUUCAUCUUCGGAAGUGGAACCUCUAUGUACUUGGGAACACAAUUGCACGUGGUCGGAGAUGGUAUCAGAGUGAUCGCAGCACACGCAGGAAAGAGCGCAGAGGAGAAGAGUGGAUACUCUUUCGUGCACUGCAAGGUGACUGGAACCGGUGGAGGAAUCUACUUGGGAAGAGCAUGGAUGAGCCACCCUAAGGUUGUCUAUGCCUACACCGAGAUGACCAGCGUCGUCAACCCAACCGGAUGGCAAGAAAACAAGACCCCCGCUCAUGACAAGACCGUCUUCUACGGAGAGUACAAGUGUUCAGGACCAGGAUCACACAAAGCCAAGAGAGUUCCAUUCACACAAGACAUUGACGCCACUGAAGCUAACCGUUUCCUUUCCCUCGGCUACAUCCAAGGAUCCAAGUGGCUUCUCCCACCACCCGCUUUGUAAACUCUUUAAUAUUAUUAACCUAUUCAGAUUAAAACUAAAACUAUACUUAAUCAUCACCGAAAUAUGUAUGUCGGUGUAUUUUCCUUUUCCCCUUUUUGUAUCAGUUUCUUUUCCAAGAGUCCGAUCUCUUCUUUGAAUAUCAUGGAGGAGUGGAGACUUGUAUAAUUUUGGUUUCAUUAUAAUAAAAAUGUUGUC